This is a messenger RNA of Poecilia latipinna (sailfin molly), 2160 nucleotides long. RefSeq names its product Fanconi anemia group J protein homolog. Gene Ontology annotation, cellular component: nucleus. Gene Ontology annotation, molecular function: ATP binding; hydrolase activity, acting on acid anhydrides, in phosphorus-containing anhydrides; DNA helicase activity. The coding region runs from base 958 to 1440 and encodes 160 amino acids. The record is from RefSeq and is a predicted model, not a curated record. The transcript has 4 exons. Gene Ontology annotation, biological process: double-strand break repair involved in meiotic recombination; nucleotide-excision repair. Lineage: Eukaryota; Metazoa; Chordata; Actinopteri; Cyprinodontiformes; Poeciliidae.
CGUAAAACGUAGCUGAGGCAGAUGCGCUGAGCUGCGAAUCAUGCCUUGUGGACGAAUAAAUGUUUGUGGAAAUGAACAGGUUGCUGUGGAGGACAAGGCCAAAGCCAGCUGAGUGAUCUCUUGACAUUUUAACUAAUCCCUUCUAGCUUGUGGUUUCUUGCACAUUUGUGAUAUUUGCUAGCAGCCAGAAUUGGCUUUUUCACAUAUGCAACCUGUCAUGUUGGAUUGAACGGUGACAUGGUAGAGACCGGGAAUGUGAUGGCUCUGAUGCUGAAGUGGACUGUGAUUACAUUUAGAUGACACCGCUGGCUUGAGGCUAGCACCCUUUCUGUGGCUUGAGAAGUGGAUUCUUUAACUGCUCUGAUGUCUCACAUGUUGGCAAAGUUCUCACCACCAAGCCAGGAGUGUUUCUAAACCUUUGUAUGUUACAGUCUGGCUUCCUCUGACAGCCUUUGCUACUGUUUUGAAUCUGCUAGCAAACAUUAGCUUCCAUUGUCUACUGGUUUACAGCGUCUUAGCUGAGGUGUCAUCAGUUGUGAUAAAACUUUGGACUGACUUUUUGGAUUUCCUGUGAUUGCUUAUUUGUUUAUAGCAUCUUUGGCAAGCCACAGUGGUGUUGCGUGAUGCGUGUGAGGGGACAGGGUGUACCUGCCGCGGCCCCGUGUUUUGUGGCUCUGGGCGAACACACGGUACCUGUCAAAAGCAGUUAGAGCUGUGCUCAGCAGCCUGCCCUGCAUGGCAUCUCGUCAGACGCCAGCUGAACUUUUCACUUGUCAAUUCUGAAAGGUUAGCGCCAAAAUCAGCAGCGACAGAUGCAAAUGGAUGGAUGCUUUCUUGGCAUUUUUGUGCAGGGAUGCUUGAUGUUGCCUGGCCCAUCUUGCCUGCCUCCUCCCACCUCUGUUUUGCUGUUUUUUCCUUUUAGAAAACAGCUGUUGGGGAGGCCAGGUGGAACUAAAGAUGAAAUACAAUGACCAGCAUUGCAAGUCCAGAGGUCUCCUUCCAGGCCAUCGCUGGUAUGAGAUCCAGGCCUACAGAGCCCUAAACCAGGCACUGGGGAGAUGCAUCCGGCACAGAAAUGACUGGGGUGCCCUGAUUCUGGUGGAUGACCGAUACAAGAAUAAUCCUAAUAAAUACAUUGCAGGUUUGUCUAAAUGGGUCCGCCAGCUUGUCCAGCAUCACAACACCUUCAGCAAUGCUAUGCAGUCUCUGGAAGCUUUCACUAAGGUGCAGCAGAAUGUGGAGGUGGCCCCUGUGAACAGCCUGGCAUUCAGCGUUUCUGAUUUGUCUGAAAAUAGUCCCUUGUUUGUGUCGGCUCAGAGUUUUAGUGGAGAACCAGAACCUCGGAGAACCAGUUCAUUUGACAAACCCUCUUAUUCCCAGCAGAACACAAUCACACAGCUGAAAACUGAACACCAUAACACAGCAGGUGAGGAAACAUAACAUUUUUGUUUAAUGAGGCAUUUACACACCCAACAUUUGUACCAGGAUUACUGCUGUGUUUUUCUAUCUUGUAUCUUUGAAGUUCCAUCAUGUCUGAUAUGACUAAAGUAAGAUUUCUUGGCCACUUUUACAUAACAAAUAUAAAUAAAGGAACAAAUUAACUGAAUAACUAUCAAGGUAUGAAAAGACAUUAAUGUAUGAAAGGAAAGCAAUAUAAGGAUCGGAGAAGAGGAUACACAGAUUCAAUAUCAAGAUGUGCUGGAGGAUUUGUGAUGAGAUUCACACAUUGGUUCAUGUUGGGAUGUUUAGAGCUGUAAAAGAAUUUUAGAAUACUUAAGGUACCAAAUAUAAUUUCCAAUUUUUCCAAAUUCAUACUGGAAAAAUUGUAUUAUGAAUUUUUUAUACUACAUAUAUACCUAUAUGAGCUCCAGUUUUUUCAUACGCUACGGUUUCAGAACAACUUAAAAAAGACCAUGUAAUUCAUACUCUAAUGGUUCAGCCUUAUCAUAUUUCUAUCUUUAUCAGUUUGAGUAAGAGCAUACUCCAAACUCCCAGCAACUCUUUAAACGGGUCCAGAAUGCUGAUCCUGUUCACCACAUUAACCUUGUAUUGACACUACAGGUUGGCGUGUACAAUAUUUAAAGUUUAAAGCGGUAUAUUUGGACAGUACUGUUUGUUUAAUUUAGCUAAAAAAAAUUUAUUCAUUCUGGGAACUCAGAC